Messenger RNA from Hippocampus zosterae (dwarf seahorse), 3927 nucleotides. It is a transcript of the gene chrm4a, whose product is annotated as cholinergic receptor, muscarinic 4a. The transcript is spliced from 7 exons. NCBI's taxonomy places the organism in Eukaryota, Metazoa, Chordata, Actinopteri, Syngnathiformes, Syngnathidae. Gene Ontology annotation, molecular function: G protein-coupled acetylcholine receptor activity; G protein-coupled serotonin receptor activity. Bases 395 to 2008 code for a protein of 537 amino acids. The record is from RefSeq and is a predicted model, not a curated record. Gene Ontology annotation, cellular component: plasma membrane; dendrite; synapse. Gene Ontology annotation, biological process: adenylate cyclase-inhibiting G protein-coupled acetylcholine receptor signaling pathway; G protein-coupled receptor signaling pathway, coupled to cyclic nucleotide second messenger; chemical synaptic transmission.
CUCACUCCUCGUGCGCGGCGCUCCCGUUCCUGUUCCUGCUCAUCCACUCAGUGAGGAACCCCCGCACACAUGCUUCGCGUCAGGAUUUUUUUUUAAAAUAGAGAAUUUAUUUGUUAUUAUUUACCAGCAGUUCGGCGGUUAUUCCAUCGAUUGCUAUCGUAGAUGUCACGCGCAAACGAAGAAGAAUCAUGACAGGUGCGCGAGCUCGAUCGGGUCAACUGUCUGCGAAGACGAAGACCGAGGCACGCAAUUAAGGUGGUGUCGAAACAAACGGGCUGGCUUCAUUCAUUUGGCUCGGAGAAAGAACGGGCGGUGGGGGGGGGGACCAAAAAAAAAAACAAGCUUUGUGCGAAGAAGGAGGAAGAACAGGGGAACUAACCGCUGGACAUGCGACAUGAGUAACAAUAGUGAUGGAGUUGGAGGGCUUCUGCCCCUCUGGAACUUCAAUGGAUCUUCAUUCAACAAGUCCAGCGACCCGUUCGCCAACACGACAUGCAACGCGUCUACAAACGAUUCCACGUUCUGCUCGCCGACGGACGACGGCUCGGGAGCCGCAAGUUCGUACAAGGCGGUGGAGAUGUUUUUCAUCGCCCUGGUCACUGGCUCGCUGAGUCUCGUGACCGUCACGGGGAACAUUUUAGUCAUGCUGUCCAUCAAAGUCAACCGCCACUUGCAAACUGUCAAUAACUAUUUCUUGUUCUCGUUGGCAUGCGCCGACCUGAUCAUCGGUGCGUUCAGUAUGAAUUUAUACACUGUUUACAUCAUCGUUGGAUACUGGCCCCUCGGACCCGUGGUCUGCGACUUGUGGCUCGCUUUAGAUUACGUGGUGUCCAACGCAUCAGUGAUGAACUUGCUGAUUAUCAGUUUUGAUCGCUACUUCUGCGUGACCAAGCCCCUGACGUACCCGGCAAGAAGGACCACAAAGAUGGCGGGCUUGAUGAUUGCAGCUGCCUGGAUCUUAUCCUUCAUCCUUUGGGCCCCCGCCAUCUUGUUCUGGCAGUUCAUCGUUGGGCAGAGGACAGUACCACCUGGAGAGUGUUACAUUCAGUUCUUCUCGAACCCCGCGGUGACGUUUGGCACAGCUAUAGCGGCAUUCUAUCUCCCGGUCAUAAUCAUGACCGUGCUGUACAUUCACAUUUCACUGGCAUCCAGGAGCAGAAUCUCCAAACAUAAACCCGACAAGAAGGAGAAGAAAGGCUCAAAACCACCCAGCAUGAUGAAGAGCCACGUGCUAAAACAGAACAACAACAACGAAACCAGUCCUCAGAGCAGCGCCCACAUGACUCCCAAGCUCAGUUUGGCCUCGACCACCACCGUUGAUGAGGCUGUGAAGAACGGCAGGGUGGGGGCAGCCAAACCAGACGGACCGCAGCCAAUGGCCCAACCCAGUCCGGCGCUCACGACACAGGAGGAAAAGGAGAGCUCCAAUGAUUCGUCCACAGCUUUUAUACCCGCAACAGAACCAAAGGCCAUUCAUGAUGUGAUACCCGAGGCCGCGACUAAUUCCAACCCAGUUCCGGCAAGUCUGACAAAUCCUUCCAUAUCCAAAAUCAAUGCCAGCUCAAGGUGGUCCAAGAUAAAGAUCGUAACCAAGCAGGCGGGGGACGAAUGCAUCACGGCGAUCGAGAUCGUUCCGCCCGUGGAGGGAGCCGAGAGGCAUUCCAUCCCAAUCAGCCGCCCCAGGACGGUCGCCAGGAAGUUUGCCAGCAUCGCUCGGAGCCAAGUGAAGCGAAAACGACAAAUGGCCGCCAGGGAAAAAAAAGUGACCAAGACCAUCUUUGCCAUCCUGCUGGCUUUCAUCAUUACUUGGACGCCGUAUAAUGUGAUGGUUUUGAUCUCCACCUUCUGCCAGUCGUGCGUUCCCGACACCGUGUGGGCCAUCGGCUACUGGCUGUGCUACGUCAACUCCACCAUCAACCCGGCUUGCUACGCCCUUUGCAAUGCCACGUUCAAAAAGACUUUUAAGAACCUGCUGCUGUGCCAAUACAAGAACAUUGGCACCAGAUGAGUGGGCAGGAUUGAGGCUGCAGGGGGGCCUGGGGGGGGGGGGGGGGGGGGGAGAAAAAAAGAGAGAGAGAGAGAGAGAGGCUCGGAAGGGAUGGAUGGAUGGAUUUCAAAGUUGAGCCGCUGAAGACAUUUGCAGUGGAGAAGCACACGCGAUUUAAGUCCUCCAGGCCCCCCCCCCCAUCAAAUGGACAACAUCUCCUGCAGCAGAAAAAUGAUCAAUUGUGCUAUGGGGGGGCAGGAAGGACAAUGAGUUGCAUCGGUGAACUGACUGACAUUUGAAUGACAAUCCUAAUCAAUGAGAGAAAAAUGCUGAGAGGUAAGACAUGCCAAAUUGGGGGGUCGGGGGGGGGGCGCACUUGUGGUUGCGUCAAUGUAUGAAUGAUCGUGUGGAUUAAUUUUGUGUACAGUGGACGGAUGGGAUCGAUGACGACGAGAUAAUCACAUAAGCUGACCAAAGAUGUUAGGAAGGUUCCCACAAUUUUUUUUUGUGGGGGCGGUUAAUUCCGCUCAAGCCAAUUUGGUGGGUGUGAGAGUGGAUUGUGGACCACAAAGAUGAAUUUGAUUCUUUUGGGUUGAUCAGGAUGCAUAAAGCAUCUCGUCUUCAAUUUAGAUCGGAGAGCGUCCGGUUUCAAUGUGAACUCAAACUUGGAUCGAAAAUGGAUCAAUGGAUGAUGGAGCCACCAAAUUCCAGUUUGCUGAUUACAGCAUAUUCUGUUUCGCCGGUUUCGUUGACCAAAAAAAUGAUUCAAUUCCACAUUUACAAAUACAGUCAGACCUCGGUUUUCGACCAUCGUCCGUUCCAGAAGGCCGUUCGAAAAGCGAUUUGUUCGAAAAACAACACCACAAACUUUUAAAGAAAAAAAAUCUUUAUUGAACAGGUCUGCUCACAAUGGAACGCUACACCAGGAAGCGUCACUUCUUCGCGGAAGGAAGGCGAGAGGAGUCGAGUGGCGCAUUCAAGUACGCUCAGUUUGGUCGAGAACCGAUUUUCGAUCGUAAUCCGAGGCAUACAAAAACCUGGAAUUUUUUUGGUCGAAAUCCGAUUUGGUCGGGAGCAGAGACGUUCGAAAACCGAGGUUUUGACUAUACUUUUCAGAUAAUUUUCAGAAAACGUGCAAAUCCGGAGAGCUACGUAGUACUCAAUUACGGAGAUAUAGCGCUAAACCGCAAGCCUAAAAAAAAAUACAUCUUCCCCUUCGGCAUGGCGGGAAAGUCAGAAAAACAAAAUAUGAUUUAAAAAGUCCGACUUGACAGCCAGCGUGCGGCGAGGGGCUUCGGGCUGGCGCGGCUGCUUUAGAGCGCCACGUUGUGCAAUAGCUGAUGACGAGCAGAUGGGACAAACAACAACAGCGUAAUUUUAUUCUAUUUAUUUUAUUUUUUGUGGAGAGUAGGACAAAAAAAUUUUGUUGAAAAGACAAUCAUGGUUCCCAAUCAUGUUGGGCAGAUUUGAAACUUUCUCUGCAUAUAAUGUAAAUGAAUCAGUCGUGCAAUGGCAACGCGACGGCUGCUCAGUCUUGCGAAUCUGUUCGUGCUGUAGUUGUUGUUCAAUUUAUUUUCACCGUUUUGUUUACUUGAUGCACAAGUCGAGGUCCAGUAGGUGUCGGGUACGUACGUACCCCCAACGGUUUAAUUAUGAGACUCGAUGUUUGUACUUUUCCCGGAGAACAAAAUGUACAGAAUUGCUUUGAGAUGAGUGCCGCAUAGGUGACAAACCAUUUUACCUCGAAAGUUGUUGUUGUUGUUUUUUUGUUUUCCGAUGGUGAAGCAUGCUUUGGUCUCAAACUGGCGUGGUAAUUGAUUUCCAAUGUACAGCGCAUGCACUUUUUUUUAUGAUCCGACAUUGCAUUGUGAAUUGUGUUCCUCCUUCUCAUUGAAGCAAACAAAACAUCAAUAAAGUCAUUACCAAAAAAAAAAACAAAA